Molecule: messenger RNA, 1699 nt
Organism: Ictidomys tridecemlineatus (thirteen-lined ground squirrel)
Lineage: Eukaryota; Metazoa; Chordata; Mammalia; Rodentia; Sciuridae
Gene: Slc14a2
Product: solute carrier family 14 member 2
Biological process (GO): urea transmembrane transport
Cellular component (GO): membrane
Molecular function (GO): urea transmembrane transporter activity
Source: RefSeq, a predicted model, not a curated record
AUGACCGAUGAGCAGCUGCCCCUCAAGGAGAUGUCUGACAACCACAACAGCCCUCUCCUGCCAGGGCCUCUUUCCAGCAGACACAAACUCUACGAGUCAGAGCCGAGCAGCCCUACCUGGCCGUCUAGCCCCCAGGAUACACACCCAGCCCUGCCCCUGCUGGAAAUGCCUGAAGAAAAGGAUCUCCGAUUAUCUGAUGAAGACAGCCACAUUGUGAAAAUUGAAAAACCCAGUGAAAGGAACAAAAGGAAAGGGAGCAAGGUGUCCCACAGGGGCUCUGCAGACCGGGGAGGCUUCAGCCUCUUCCAAGCAGUGAGCUACCUCACGGGGGAGAUGGAGGAGUACAGGAACUGGCUGAAAGAUAAGCCCCUGGCCUUCCAGUUCGUAGACUGGAUCCUGAGGGGAGCCGCUCAGGUGAUGUUCGUCAACAACCCUCUCAGUGGGCUCCUCAUCUUCAUCGGGCUUCUGAUCCAGAAUCCCUGGUGGACCAUUGCUGGGGCUCUGGGGACAGUGGUCUCCACCUUAACUGCCCUCGCCUUAAACCAGGACAGAUCAGCCAUUGCCGCAGGACUGCACGGCUACAAUGGUACGCUGGUGGGACUGCUGGUGGCCGUGUUCUCUGAGAAGUUGGACUACUACUGGUGGCUUCUGUUCCCUGUGACCUUCACAGCCAUGGCCUGCCCAGUUAUCUCCAGUGCGCUGAGCACCAUCUUCAGCAAGUGGGACCUGCCAGUUUUCACGCUGCCCUUCAACAUCGCUGUGACUCUGUACCUGGCAGCCACAGGCCACUACAACCUCUUCUUCCCCAUGACGCUAGUAGAGCCUGUGUCGUCGGUACCCAAUAUCACCUGGACAGAGAUUGAAAUGCCCUUGCUGUUACAAGCCAUCCCCGCUGGGGUUGGCCAGGUGUAUGGCUGUGACAACCCCUGGACCGGCGGCAUGAUCCUGGUGGCUCUGUUCAUCUCCUCCCCGCUCAUCUGCUUACACGCAGCCAUCGGGUCCAUCGUGGGGAUGUUAGCAGCCCUGACGGUGGCCACGCCCUUCGAGACAAUCUACAUGGGCCUCUGGAGCUACAACUGCGUCCUCUCCUGCAUCGCCAUCGGGGGCAUGUUCUACGCCCUCACCUGGCAGACCCACCUGCUGGCACUUGUCUGUGCUCUGUUUUCUGCAUACAUGGGAGCAGCCCUUUCUAACAUGAUGGCGGUGGUGGCUGUGCCAUCAGGCACCUGGGCCUUCUGUAUCUCUACCCUCAUCUUCCUGCUUCUGACGACCAACAACCCAGCCAUCUACAAGCUCCCACUCAGCAAGGUCACCUACCCAGAGGCCAACCGCAUCUACUACCUGACAAUGAAAAGCAGUGAAGAAGAGAAGUCUCCCAGCGGUGACUAGCCAGCUCCGGGCAGAGAUGCUCUGCCCAGACCUUCUGUUCUCAACUCUGGGUCAAGCAGCUCAGUGCUUCCUUCUUUGCCUUUUCUUGCACCUGUAUGGAAUCAGACACACCUGUCAUUCCCCAUCCCUGUGGCUGACCUCUCUCUGUCCAAAUCCUCACAAUUGUCCUCAUAAUGGCCACGUUCAAGGAAGUCAGGGAUGAGAUUGCAGAGUUAAAGGAAGAAGCAUGUUUUACAUGUUGUUGUUGUACAACAAAAAUAUUAAGUCUUUUGGAAAGGUGACUGAAAGGUGAUCUUCUUGGACUGUUUAA